Rhizophagus irregularis DAOM 181602=DAOM 197198 is the source of this 297-nucleotide messenger RNA. The record is from RefSeq and is a predicted model, not a curated record. Lineage: Eukaryota; Fungi; Glomeromycota; Glomeromycetes; Glomerales; Glomeraceae.
UAUGGAGUUAUGCCUUAUGUAGCUCCUGAAGUAUUAAGAGGAAAACUUUAUACUCAAGCAGCGGAUAUAUAUUGUUUUGGUAUUAUUAUGUAUUUUGUAGCUACUGGAAGACAACCUUUUGCUAAUCGUGUGCAUGAUGAAUUUUUGGCAUUAGAUAUAUGUGAAGGAAUUAGACCUAAAUUAAAUGAAUUGGAGGCACCAAAGUGUUAUAUUGAAUUAAUGAAAAAAUGUUGGGAUUCAAAUCCAAAUAAGAGACCAGAUGCAACCGAAAUAAGUGAUCAAAUAUAUUCUUGGAAA